Molecule: messenger RNA, 1502 nt
Organism: Thermothelomyces thermophilus ATCC 42464
Lineage: Eukaryota; Fungi; Ascomycota; Sordariomycetes; Sordariales; Chaetomiaceae
Exons: 1
Coding region: 131-982 (283 amino acids)
Source: RefSeq, a predicted model, not a curated record
CACCUCGCACACCAACACGGAGCCGUGCCCGUCUCGGCCAAAUGCAACCGGCAACAGCCGAUUGCCAGACCGAAAGUUCGUAUUCCACGAGCCGAUACAUACCUGACUAGAAGGACAUCGAUCCCGCGUGAUGUUGUGCGGCCUCCAGCCUACCUCGAGCAAUCACCUCCACAGCUUCCUCCACGGUUUUCGGAGACACAGGAAUUCUAGACAACACAGGAGCGACAGCAGCGAGCCUCUCGAGAACCAGAGCGAGAUGCCUCGCCGCCACCAGCACCUCGCCAGCGUUGCCGGCUCGCCGGCCCGCCCAUCGAUCGAUUCCACAAGCUCCCCCAGGACAGACUUGUCGAUCGACUGGGAUCCUCUACGGCUGCACCCGUCUCUUGCUCCGGCCCCGUCUGCGCCGCUCCGGGAUGCCUUCAGCGAGAGCAGCUCCAGGCCGUACCUGCCACACGAGCUGCGGCUCGCCCGGUCCAGCCGAGCUGCUCACCAACCGCCGUCGUCUCCGCUACACGGCCGGAACCCGUCAUCAGAAACGGUCAUCUAUGACGGCUUCAACUUUGGCUUCGACAACAGCGACAGCAACCGCAACCACAGCAGCAACAAUAACAGCAACAACAGCAACUACCAUCCCACCCCGGCCCUGACCAAGUUCACCAACGCCACCGCUCCUCACAGCGCCAGGAGGCGAGCUCCCUCGCUGACGCCCAGCGACGCCAGCAGCGAGUGCAGCUUGACCUUCAGCGGAUCGUCGGCCGCGGACGACUCGUGGCCCGAAGAGGAGAUUGGGCCCGGCGGCGGUCUCGGCCUCGCCCCUGCGCCCCCUCCCAGGCCCAGGCCACGGCCAAGACCGCGAACUUACGACGGCGGACCCGAAGACGCCGACUACUACUUCCGGCGCGGCGGGUGGAAGAGGCGAGGCAUCGUCUUUGUCGACUCGGGCCCGACGCUCGCCGGGGAGGACGAGACGUUCGAGAUUUGAACCAUCUCUUGAUUCUUUUAUUUUAUCUUACUCGAUACCACUCUUUCGACCCUUCUUCUGUUGACUAUUGUUAUUCAUUUUUCUUUAUCGCUACAGCUGGCGAGCGUUUGCAUUUGCAUGGUACUACGGCCGGCGUUGAGGUCUCCACUACUACGGUUUCUUGGGGAGAGUGGGUUCUGGAUCAGGGGGGCCUGGAGGUCUGGGUGGGACUUUGGGUUGCAUGCAUGGCUGCGGGAAGGAACACACUUGGAUCAAGGCCCUUUUUUGCAUCGGCAUUCUCGGGGUUCUUUUGGUGGCGUUGCCGGAGUCAUGGGCUGCAUCACACUACAAUACGAUACCAUGGGCAAAAAAAAUAAAUUGUCUUCUCUUUUUCACACACACUCUCGCUCUCUCUUUCAGGCUAGCCUCUUUAACGUUGCAUGUAUCAACCUACUUCCGAGAAUUCGUGCAGCAGUUGGCGAAAUACAAGCUCGGAACAGUUUUUUUGAUCCGAUCUGAAUAAACCAAAUUCGAAACAAUC